Ananas comosus (pineapple) is the source of this 633-nucleotide messenger RNA. RefSeq lists its product as uncharacterized. The record is from RefSeq and is a predicted model, not a curated record. The transcript has a single exon. The coding region runs from base 37 to 540 and encodes 167 amino acids. Lineage: Eukaryota; Viridiplantae; Streptophyta; Magnoliopsida; Poales; Bromeliaceae.
CCCCUCUUAUUCUUUCAUUAUAUAUCAUCAAUUGCGAUGAGAAAGGUUAACACGGCGGGGUUCGGGGCACGCGCAUGGCGGGUCCUGCGCCUGGCACUGCUGUGGGCGCGAAAGGGCGGCGCGUUCCUCGACCUCCGCCUCGCCCUCAAGCCCGCAGGGCGGCGGAGUGUCCGCGACUGCCUCCGCUACGGCGGUGGCGAGCGCGAAUUCUCCUUCGACGAGACCCCCACGUUCCGUCUCAAGACCCCAUCGGCGCGGUGGCAGCUGCUGCUCCCGCGGAUCAUCCCCUGCAUUGCUCCUCCUGCAGCUGAUCAUCAUCAGUUUGACGACGGCGGCCUCCGAUUCAUCGGUUAUGGCGACGCGGAAAGUAGAGAUCACGAAGAAGAGUAUGAUGAUGAUUAUGAUCAUGAUUGUGAUCAUGAAAAUGAUGAGAAUGGGUUGGAAUGUGAGAUUGAUUUGAGGGCCGAGGAGUUUAUAGCGAGGUUUUAUCAGGAGAUAAAGCUGCAGCGUCAAAGAUCUUGGAUACAAUAUAUGCAAUGAGAUGCUAAAGAAGUUUAUGUUAGGUUUUUUUCCCUUUUUUUGUGUGCGUAUUUUUGUAUUUUCUUACAGUAUAUAUACCUGAUUUGUUAUAUA